CCAUAAACACAGGCGGAGUGACUCGACUUGUCCCGCGCCAGGAUUUUCCAGUGAAAGCUUGAAGAUCUGUCUGAGGAGUUUCACGACAUGGACCUAAAGGAUUUUUGCCUAACUGAGAACUUCCACUUUCUGAAUAAGCACAGCCAGUCUCCGUCCCCCUGCGACCCAUCUGUCAAAGCAGACCCGCCCAGCCCUACCUUCGCCCUGGACAGCACCACACCGUUUAGCCCGGGGUCCACUUCAGACAGCAGCGGCUACAGCUUGUUCUCGCAAAGCCGCUCGCUGGACCCGGAAUCACCGAGUUCCAGCAGCAACGGCAGCGGCGGUUGCGCUGCACCUGACUCGUGCAGCGCACCACGCUUCAGCUCCGAGUCAAUCUCGCCGCUGUCCUCCCAGGCAGAGUCCAUCCUCAAGUGCAACUACAUGACAGCGCUCAGCUCCGGACCCAAACGACUCUGUCUGGUGUGCGGCGACUUCGCAUCUGGCUACCACUAUGGAGUAGCAUCCUGCGAGGCUUGCAAAGCCUUUUUCAAAAGAACCAUACAAGGAAACAUUGAAUACAGCUGCCCAGUGAUGAACGAGUGUGAGAUCACCAAGAGAAGGAGGAAGGCCUGCCAGGCCUGCCGCUUUCAGAAGUGCCUGAGGGCCGGCAUGAUGAAGGAGGGGGUUCGGAUGGACCGGGUCAGAGGAGGUCGGCAGAAGUACAAGAGGAGGGCAGAUUCUGGGGCGUCCCUCUUCAUGAAAGCCCCUUACUCACUGCCAGUCAAACCCACACGGAACAAGGUCAUUUCUCAGCUUCUGGCGAUGGAGCCGGCCCCUGUCCGCGCCACGUCCGACAGCUCCACCGAGGACGUCAACCUCAGAGCCCUCAUGACCCUGUGUGACCUCCUGAACCGGGAGCUGCUCGUCUUGAUUGGCUGGGCCAAGCAUAUCCCAGGCUUCGCUGCGCUCUCAUUGGUGGACCAGAUGGCCCUGCUGCAGAGCGGCUGGAUGGAGGCCCUGGUGCUCUCCGUGGCUGCGCGCUCCAUGGGCUCCCCUGACGAGCUGGUGUUCGCGGAGAACCUGCGGCUGGACCGGGCCCAGUGCCGGGCCGCCGGGCUCAUGGACCUCCACACGGCGCUGCGCCACCUGCUGGCCAAGUACCAGCAGAUGCGCCUGAGCCCCGAGGAGAUGGUCACCCUCAAAGCCAUCGCCCUGGCCAACUCAGACGCGGGGAGCCUGGAGAACCCGGAGGCCGUGCAGCACUUCCAGGACGGGCUCCACGAGGCCCUGCAGGAGCACGAGGGGGCGCAGAGCCCCGGGGACCCCCACCGCGCCGGCAAGCUGCUGAUGACCCUGCCGCUGCUGCGCCAGACCGCCAGCCGCGCCGUCGACGCCUUCUGCCGGCUGCACCUGGAGGGCCAGGUGCCCAUGCACAAACUCUUCCUGGAGAUGCUCGAUGCCAAGAUGUGAUUCGCCUACCAAUCGCGUCAGAGCCACAGCAAUGUUUUAUUCACCAGGUGCCCCAUCGAGGCUCACCGCUGGAGCAACCUGGUGAAAAAAACUACGUGCCAAUGGGGCACGGCAACACACUGAAAGAUGCGUUUUGUUUCCUCAUAUCAAGAUUUUUUUAAAUCUCAAAAAAAAAUCAACUCCUGCUUUUCCCAAACACAAGAUGUUCUUUCUUACUAAGAUGUAUAGUCUUGAAAAGAAAGAAUUUUGUGUUGAAGAAAAAUGGGAAUUACAGUUUUCACCAACGGAAAAAAAAAAUCUUAUGUUAAGAUAAAUAAGAAAGACUUCAGGCUGGUUUGGUUUGUAAUUUAGAAUGGACAGGCGUGGCUAUACAUUGCAACAGCCAACCUUACAUAUUCAAGUCAUAGAUUCGGUUGGAAACACAGGGCUCUUUUGUACCAGAGUAUCUAUUUUUUGCCUUAUUUGAGUCACACUAAUACAUUGCAUUGCUUUAGACCAGGGCUCGUUCUCAUAAUUAAUUUAUUUAUUACAAUGUUGCUGUUAAAGAGAAAUCUUGCCAUUUGUAU
This is a messenger RNA of Anguilla anguilla (European eel), 2018 nucleotides long. RefSeq names its product estrogen-related receptor delta (gene esrrd). Gene Ontology annotation, cellular component: nucleus. The transcript is spliced from 7 exons. Lineage: Eukaryota; Metazoa; Chordata; Actinopteri; Anguilliformes; Anguillidae. Gene Ontology annotation, biological process: regulation of DNA-templated transcription. Bases 88 to 1452 code for a protein of 454 amino acids. Gene Ontology annotation, molecular function: zinc ion binding; sequence-specific DNA binding; DNA-binding transcription factor activity. The record is from RefSeq and is a predicted model, not a curated record.